AUGGGUCAGCAUUGUUGAAAUGGUGAGAAAGAUAGAAAGAUAAAUGUGGGUAAAAGAUCUUGAAGGAUGAGAGCACCAAAGAAGAAGAAAAAGAAAAAGGAGAAGGCCAAAUGAACUCAGAAACCGCCGAAUGGCUGCAUUAUUGGUUUUGCCUCAUUUGGCCUUCCAUAUGUGAAGCGCGUAUUAAAAAUCGUCCAUCCAGUCCCAAUCGUGUAAUCUUUUGUAGGUUUUUAUGGGAACAAAUUGACACAUUUAUUUCGAAUAGGUUGGUAACCAAGGAGAGAAGAAGAUGGGAAGAGUUCCCAAGAAGCCUCACGAGGCCCUGUUCGAUGGCCUACAGACAGACCUCAAGGGAUUGAUCAUCAGGUUCAUUGCAACGGAGAGCGUACGCUAUGAGGAGUUUACCAAGAUUUGGAGGGCGCUCAAUUUCCCCCUCAUCUUUUAUGGCAUAAAGAGUGACCAGCUCCUACGAACGUUCACAUCAGAAGCGUAUGCCCUGACUGCGUCGUCUCUGGUCUCCCCACAUGAUCUGCAGACUAGGAUAUGUGCCAUGUAUAUGUUAUAUGCAUUGUAUCACACCCAGCCCUGCUCACCCAAGCUGAAGAUCCGUAUAGACCCAGAGCACUGGCAGGCCUUGCUGAACCUCUCCAAGGAGCUCAAAGAACAGGGUCACCUAGACGCAGGAUACAUCUUCCUCAAGAUGCACAGAGACAAGAUCUUCCAGUUCACAGCAACCCUCAGACAUGCAUCCUACACCAGACAUAAGAGCGGAGACGGAGUAUAUGAGAGAUGGAGAGCUGGCAAGGAGCUCAUGACGACAACCUUCAACCCAGAUCUUUUAGAGCAACUCCAUGGCAUACACAACCACUAUCAGCAGAUGAAGCAAGAUAUGGGUUACCAGGAUAACCUCUCGAUGAAGCUGGUUCGAGAUUCCAUGGCUGAUUACAUAAUACAGAGGAUUCAUGCCCAUCAGGCUUCUGAUGAGGACGAGGAUGAUAGCGAACAAGAACGGGAGGCUAACCCCGCCCAGGAGCGAGCUGCCAGGAUUGCGCUCAUCAAGAAGAAGUCUUUCGCUAACAAAGGACAGGGUUCCAGCUCCCAGCGUCAUCUCCAGGAGGCUGCCACCACCUCUGCUUCCGAGGUGGACGAGAAACCCUCGCUCUCCUCUGCCAGGCCUGCCAGACGGGGCCGCAAGAGGGCAAAGAAGAUGCCGGGGAGGAAACCGGUUGAGAAAGACCGACCAGCCACUGAGAUGGAGAAAAAAAAGGCGUGGUCCAUUCUUCCGAUGAGGAGGCUGAUUGAUGUGGAGGAGGAAGAGGAGGAAGAUAAUGAUGAAGACUCUGAUGUUGAGCAAGGCAGGAAGAAGAAGAAAGGAGCAAAAAAAUCAGCUGCUAAGAAAGGGGUUAAAGGAAAGAAGAGCUCAGAGAAGAAACAAGAUAAGGGGAAGAAGAAAAAGCAGAAGAAAAAGAAAUCAAAGAAAUCCGAGUUGGAUUUAUUUACAGCAGAAACAUCCGGCGAUGAUAUGAGUGAGAAAAAUGGAAGCGCAACAUCAGCAACGGAGGACACAGGGUCAUCACCACGCAAACGGCGAGGUCGGAAGAGGAAGAGGGGGUCAUCUACGAGCGAGGCUGAAAUCAGUGAUGGGAAGAGGAGGAGGAAGAAGAAGGAGAACAUGUCUGAAUCUGAUGGGCAGAAAGAUAGGUGGACUGAGAGUGAGGGAGACGAGUUGAGCUCGAUGAAGGGGGAAUCCCCUCAAAAAGGGAAAUCUCCCCAAAAGGGGAAAUCUCCCAUAGGACAGACUGCAAGGAUUUCCUUCGUUGAAUCUGAUGAUGAGUGUUUUUCUCCUGAGACAUCGACACUGGCUAGGAGUGAAGAUGAGGAGACUGUUUCUUUAAAGCGGAAGAGACGGGGGCGACCGAAGAAGUCGGUCAUGCCAGAAGAAGACGUGACAGCUUGGAGGAGUGUCUCGGAUGAUGCUAGUAACCAUGACGAUCAUCGUCACGGUGAUGGUUUGGUUAGCGAUGGUGGAGCGAGCACAUGCGACAUUGGACAGGUUAACACAGGUGUUCAAGUGGACGUAAGGCAAGAAGGACCAGAACCGGUAAACAGAUCACCCCAGAAGAAAGUGUUACUUGGUUUGAAAAAGACACGAUCACGAAAGGACCCUGAAGAGGAGGAAUCGGAGAAGGGAUCGGGCAGUAAAGAACAAAUGGUGGAGGGAGGGGUGGGUGUGGAGGUGAAGGGGGUGGAGAAAACACCAGAGAAGACGAGAAAGGGAGAGGAAAUGGAGGGACAGAUGGAAAGAUCCCCAAGGAAAUCUGCAAGGCCAAGGAAAGUGGUUAAGUACUAAGAGUUGAUCAUUUGUCAAGGAUGAACUCGGAAUGAACAAAGUUUUCCCCAUUGUCAGUUGGUGUCUGAGCUUGCGAGCCCAUUAGUUUGAUAGUUUGGCAAUUGGUUGAUCAAAAGACUGUUACCCGAAGUAGGCAGAUCUUAUCAAAAUCUUGGUCUGAUCUUGAUAAUCACUUAAAAUGGUCAUGUUCUUUUAAACAUCCCUUUAUUAGUUUAUGAUAAUAAAAAUCAUCAUCAUAAUCAGUAAUAUCAACAUCGUAAUCAUCAACCUAGUUUAAAACGUGCAAUCGAUUCUAAACUUGGGGCACUAGUGAAAAAAGGGUAUGAAGAACAAUACAGUCAAUCUUAUGCAAAAUUGCUCUGUAGUUUUCACGAUAAAGUGAUUUAUUAUCAGCAACAUUUGGCUUAGGGCAAAAUCUUUUGUCUACAAGUUGGUAACAACAUUUGCAAAGUGCACAACAGUGUGCAUGUAUCAGUCACACACAAUUGUGUAAGUAGCCCCAUGACUAAUUGCUCGGAUCACAAGUGGAUGUGUUAUAGAGCUGAAAAAUCUUUCAACUUACAAAAACAAAUCUAAAAAUUGAUAUUUGGACCCAAAAUCGAGCUGACAUUUUGCCAUACGAUUCAUUUUAUUUUUGUUUCAUUCAAAUAUGUGGAUGAAAUUGAUCUAUCAAUAAAUUAUACUCCUUUUUUUUCUCAAAAGAAGAGUUUUGUUUUUAAGAA
Messenger RNA from Strongylocentrotus purpuratus (purple sea urchin), 3072 nucleotides. It is a transcript of the gene snapc1, whose product is annotated as snRNA-activating protein complex subunit 1. The record is from RefSeq and is a predicted model, not a curated record. Lineage: Eukaryota; Metazoa; Echinodermata; Echinoidea; Camarodonta; Strongylocentrotidae. Gene Ontology annotation, molecular function: sequence-specific DNA binding. The coding region runs from base 290 to 2350 and encodes 686 amino acids. Gene Ontology annotation, cellular component: snRNA-activating protein complex. The transcript is spliced from 11 exons. Gene Ontology annotation, biological process: snRNA transcription by RNA polymerase II; snRNA transcription by RNA polymerase III.